GGGGGUUCCAGCGCGCCGGCGGCGGGGCGCGGGGUUGGCCGGGCGCGCUCAGUCCCGCCGCGCGGCCUUUCUGCUCAGCUCGUUCCUCUGUCUUGCGCCGUCUUCAUGACACUUCUGCGGCUUACUUUGUGAGGUUUGGAGGUUUAAAAGGGACCUGGAAGUUGUCAUUUACGAGUGUCGCCCCUCCACACCGCUUUUGAGGCGUGGUGGUGAGGUCUGAUUGUCCGGCACGGCCAGUAAAUAUCCAGUUCUUAAAACAGCCCGGUUACCUAGCCGCCGCAAGGAGGGGCGGCCCCCUUUUGUCCUGAGCGAAAGGUACGCACCUGUGGGUCAGGAGGUAAGGCCGUGGAGGAAGGGUUUGAGAAAAGGAGGGAUGGAGAAUCAGGUGCUGAAAGAGGGGAAGACACUCGAGAACUGUAUGUUCCGAACUCACACAUAAUACGUGGAAGUGUAAAUGAACUGAGUUGGAAAAGGGGUGGGGGGGGUGGAGAAGAGGAAGGAGGAGCCCUUGAGACAAACUGGACCGAGUUAGAGGCAUGAUGGAAGGAACUGAGACAUAGAAAGGAAAAAGAAAAAAUAACCUGAGAGUAAUUAUAUUAAUUCAGGACAUAUCAGAGGGGAGCUGGGAUGGAAGGUAGUUAGAUGGAGAGUAGAUCGGUUAGCCAGAAAUGGUUUAGGAAAGGUUCCCUAAAAUAGAAGAGUAAGGGUAAUGAAGGGGUUGGAAGGAAAGAGGGGAAAAUUCCCUUCCUCUUCCACGAACACCUUUCCGGAUCAUGCGUUCAUUCAGCAAGCAUUUACUGAGUAUCCACGGUGUGUGCCAGGCGCAAGGCUCCUGUUCUUUGGGACCCCGCAGUCUAAUGGGAGAGAAAGACCUGUAAACGAAUAAUGGCAGCCUUGUGACAAGAGCUGCCAUGAACACUGUAAGAAGGCUCUGGACUAGAGGCGCCUGGGUGGCUCAGUUGGUUAAGUAUCAGACUCUUCACCUGAGGUCAUGAUCCCACAGUUGUCACUCUUGCUGAAAGUUAGCAGUAUGAAUUUGCAAAUGAAAUACUAGGAGGAAUAUGGAGAAGACGAGAAGAAAGGAGAAUGCCUAGGAGAGUGCUGAGAGGAAGACAGUGAAAUGCAGGAAGUCCGUGAAUUGGAGUGACAGUCCCCCACCUCUUCUUUGGUCCCCAAUUCCUCGCCUUCCGGAGACUCCGGGAUCUACAACCAGCGUCCGCUUUUCCCGCCAUUCACGGACGGCUCCGCCUCCCUAGAGCUCAUUGGCUAAGAGCUCAUCGACACCAGAUCACGCCCCCUUCGUGACUCCGGCUGUGUUUCCCUGCCUCUUCCUCCCUUACUUGGGGGCCCGCCCCCAUCUGCUAGGCCACGCCCAUGCCGGAGUCUUCCCUGGAGGCGGGCUUCCUUGGCCCCGCCCCCUCCUGGGGAGGCUCCCGCCAGGGGGCGCCGCGCAACCCGCCGCCUGCCUCCCGCCCGCGAGUCUGGCGCACACACCCCCUCCGCCCCGCGAGCCGGCAGCUCGGAGCCCGCCGGGCUGCGCCGGCUCCUGCUCCGGGAGGGGUCGGCGUCCCGGAUGGCCGCGGCAGGGUCUAGGACGCCAAGCGUGUAAGCCACCGGGCAUCAUGGAGGCAGAGCAGCGGCCGACUACGGGAGCUGGCGAACGGGCGACCCCUGGGCUGGAAGCGGCGCCUCUGGCUGCUCCGGCGCCUGUGACCGCGGCCUCGGGACCGCUGCCCGGGUCUGGGCCCGAGCCCAAGAGAAGGCAACUCGGGACGCUGCUCCAGCCCACGGUCAACAAGUUCUCCCUUCGCGUGUUCGGCAGCCACAAGGCAGUGGAAAUCGAGCAGGAGAGGGUCAAGUCAGCGGGGGCCUGGAUCAUCCACCCCUACAGCGACUUCCGGUUUUACUGGGACCUGAUCAUGCUCCUGCUGAUGGUGGGGAACCUCAUUGUGCUGCCUGUGGGCAUCACCUUCUUCAAGGAGGAGAACUCCCCACCUUGGAUCGUCUUCAAUGUCCUCUCUGACACUUUCUUCCUGUUGGAUCUGGUACUCAACUUCCGCACAGGCAUCGUGGUAGAGGAGGGUGCUGAAAUCCUGCUGGCCCCUCGCGCCAUCCGGUCUCACUACCUGCGCACCUGGUUCCUGGUCGACCUCAUCUCCUCCAUCCCCGUGGAUUACAUCUUCCUGGUGGUGGAGCUGGAGCCACGACUGGACGCCGAGGUCUACAAAACAGCGCGGGCCCUACGCAUUGUGCGCUUCACCAAGAUCCUCAGCCUCCUGCGGCUGCUCCGCCUCUCCCGCCUCAUCCGCUACAUACACCAGUGGGAGGAGAUCUUUCACAUGACCUAUGACCUGGCGAGCGCGGUGGUUCGCAUCUUCAACCUCAUCGGGAUGAUGCUGCUGCUGUGUCACUGGGAUGGCUGCCUGCAGUUCCUGGUCCCCAUGCUGCAGGACUUCCCCCCUGACUGCUGGGUCUCCAUCAACCACAUGGCGAACCACUCAUGGGGACGCCAGUACUCCCACGCCCUGUUCAAGGCCAUGAGCCACAUGCUGUGCAUUGGCUACGGGCAGCAGGCACCUGUCGGCAUGCCCGACGUCUGGCUCACCAUGCUCAGCAUGAUCGUGGGCGCCACGUGCUACGCUAUGUUCAUCGGCCAUGCCACCGCCCUCAUCCAGUCCCUGGACUCUUCCCGACGUCAGUACCAGGAGAAGUACAAGCAGGUGGAGCAGUACAUGGCCUUCCACAAGCUGCCCGCCGACACUCGGCAGCGCAUCCACGAGUACUACGAGCACCGCUACCAGGGCAAGAUGUUCGACGAAGAGAGCAUCCUGGGCGAGCUGAGCGAACCGCUUCGGGAGGAGAUCAUUAACUUCACCUGCCGCGGCCUGGUGGCCCACAUGCCACUGUUCGCCCACGCCGACCCCAGCUUCGUCACAGCGGUGCUCACCAAGCUGCACUUUGAGGUCUUCCAGCCAGGGGACCUCGUGGUGCGCGAGGGCUCCGUGGGCAGGAAGAUGUACUUCAUACAGCACGGGCUGCUCAGCGUGCUGGCGCGCGGCGCCCGGGACACCCGCCUCACCGAUGGAUCCUACUUUGGGGAGAUCUGUCUGCUGACGCGGGGCCGGCGCACGGCCAGCGUGCGCGCUGACACCUACUGCCGCCUGUACUCGCUCAGCGUGGACCACUUCAACGCCGUGCUCGAAGAGUUCCCCAUGAUGCGCCGGGCCUUCGAGACGGUAGCCAUGGACCGGCUGCGCCGCAUCGGCAAGAAGAAUUCUGUCCUGCAGCGGAAACGCUCCGAACCAAGUCCGGGCAGCAGCGGGGGCACCAUGGAGCAGCACUUGGUGCAGCACGACAGGGACAUGGCCCGGGGCGUUCGGGGCCUAGCCCCGGGCACAGGAGCUCGGCUCAGCGGAAAGCCAGUGCUGUGGGAGCCCCUGGUGCACGCGCCUCUGCAGGCGGCCGCCGUGACCUCCAGUGUGGCCAUCGCCCUGACUCACCAGCGGGGCCCUCUGCCCCUCUCCCCUGACUCUCCAGCUACCCUCCUCGCUCGCUCUGCCCGACGCUCAGCAGGCUCCCCGGCCUCCCCACUAGUGCCCGUCCGAGCUGGCCCUCUGCUGGCCCGGGGCCCGUGGGCAUCCACCUCCCGCCUGCCUGCCCCACCUGCCCGAACCCUUCAUGCCAGCCUGUCCCGGGCUGGGCGCUCCCAGGUGUCCUUGCUGGGUCCCCCCCCGGGAGGAGGUGGACGGCGACUAGGACUUCGGGGCCGUCCCCUCUCCGCCUCCCAACCCUCUCUGCCUCAGCGGGCAGCUGGUGACGGCUCUCCUGGGCGUAAGGGCUCAGGAAGUGAACGCCUGUCCUCCUCAGGACUCCUGGCCAAGCUGCCAGGGACAGCUCAGUCGCCCAGGCCAUCAGCGCCUGAGCCAGCUGCCCCCCGGGGCCCCCAGCUCUCUGCCAACAUGUGAAACCCUUGGGUAAGCUCUUGGGUGCGCCAGUGUGCGCCCGAGGGCAGAUGCCUCUUGGGGAAGGCCAAGGAGACCCGAAACACGGCCCUGUGGGAAUAUCUCCCCAGGAGAUGGCCUCUGUCCUCAGCUCAGGCACCCUGCAGCCUGUCUGACAUCCUCCUAAUCCGCUCACCCGUUCAUCAAACGUACUGAGCGCCUACCACAUUCAAGACACUGUGCCAGGCGCUACAUGUCUUCACUGCCAAGUAGAAGUGACUCUAAGGCCUCCGAGCAGGGUGUUCCCCUGGGAUAGUCCUGCCAGGCGCAGGCUCAGCCCCAGGCCCCCGCCUCACGAAGCACAAGUCCUUGUCCCCCCCCCCCCCCAAUCACUGCCAAGCAACUAGGUGUCUCUGUUUCCCUGCCCUUGACCCCACAGGAACCACCUGCUGUGGGUUGACUUCUGUCUCCCUGGCACAGCCGGGCACUGCCAGUCACCUGUGCCUCCGCUGCUGUCAACAGAUAUCUUGGCUCCCCAGCGUGGGCACCCACCAUCACUGCCGCGUGUGGCCCCUCCCCCUCCAUGCCUCCUGCCCCCCCCCCACUACUGUGGGAACACCUGUCUCCUGUCAAGUUUGCUGCACCUUCUGUCCCUGUGGUACAACUGUCUUUGUAAACUGGGAGCAGCCUCUUCCCUGCCCCAGUGGUGUCCCCCUUGAGGCCAAGGGACGGUUGGCACGUCCCUAUUUAAUGUGCCAGCCUGGAUCCCCCAGGUGGGGGGCAAGCGGCCGAAUCCUUAGGUGGCCAUUUUUUUCUUUCCUUCCUCCCUUCCUUGUUUAUUCUUAUUCAAUCAUGUAAUAAUUGUAUUUAUUCAUUUGCUA
Molecule: messenger RNA, 4822 nt
Organism: Felis catus (domestic cat)
Lineage: Eukaryota; Metazoa; Chordata; Mammalia; Carnivora; Felidae
Gene: HCN3
Product: hyperpolarization activated cyclic nucleotide gated potassium channel 3
Exons: 9
Coding region: 1623-3965 (780 amino acids)
Biological process (GO): potassium ion transport; transmembrane transport
Cellular component (GO): membrane
Molecular function (GO): voltage-gated potassium channel activity
Source: RefSeq, a predicted model, not a curated record